AUGGCGAGCCCGGGCGGCGGGCACGGCGCGGCGCGGCGGGGCACGGCGGCGGCGGCUCCCCCGGCGCGGGCACCCAAUCCCGGCCGGGCAGCGCCUGCACAUUCCCGGCCAUCCCGGCUGCCGGCACAGUACGGGCCAUCCCGGGCUGCUUCCGUGCCCCCGGCCGGCCCGGCGGCCGCCGCGGUACCGAGCACCCCCGCCGGUACCGGCAGCUCCCGUAGCACCGACCCCGCUGCCGCGGCGGCGGCUUCCUGCACGGUGCCGCCCGGCCCUCCUCCGGUACCGGCAGCUCCCGUGGCACCGGAUGCCGCCGCGGCACCGAGCAGUUCGGCCGGCCGGGCCUCUCCGGCUGCUCCCGGCUGCCAGCGCGCUCCGGGCGGCUCCGGUCACCGGGCACGGCCGCUCCAGGCCCGCGCGGCCCCGGCCGUGGCGCUGCUCCGGGCGGCUCCGGCCGUGGCGCUGCUCCCGGCCAGGACCGGCUCCGGCAGCCCCGGGGCCACCGGCGCGGCCCCGCCGGGGACGGGCGCUGGGAACGUGGGGUUACCCGGCUCGGGGGGCUGUGCGCAUCUCCCGGAUGGCCGCAAUCCGAGGGGUUUCACGCCUGUUUACAGAGAAAUAUAA
Messenger RNA from Agelaius phoeniceus (red-winged blackbird), 621 nucleotides. The record is from RefSeq and is a predicted model, not a curated record. Lineage: Eukaryota; Metazoa; Chordata; Aves; Passeriformes; Icteridae.